AUGCCGCCACUCCUCUGGGGGAGCUACCAGCGCGUGGUGCUGGCUCUGGCCCGCCGCGCGGUGCUCGGCGCAGGGCCCCGCUGGUCCGCGGGCGGUUCGGGUUGCGCUCGGGACCCCCCUUUCGGAGCUGAGGAGCUGCGGGGAGAGCUGGACAGAUUUGGAGGCGUCUCCGUGCGCCUGGGGAAGCUGGACGCUCUGGACCGCCUGGACCCGAUCGCCUUCCAGAGGGACUUGCAGGCUGCAGUACAGAAAUGGAGAUCAGAAGGUAAAGUAGCAGUGUGGCUGCACAUUCCCAUUCUCCAAAGUCGAUUCAUUGCCCCUGCCGCUUCCCUGGGCUUCUGCUUUCACCACGCGGAGUCGGAUUCAUCUGUGCUGUCUCUGUGGCUGGGCGAUGGGCCCAGCAGGUUACCAGGGUACGCUACACAUCAAGUGGGAGUGGCAGGAGCUGUAUUUGAUGAAAAUACUGGAAAAAUACUGGUCGUCCAAGAUCGAAAUAAACUGAAAAAUAUGUGGAAGUUCCCAGGAGGCCUGUCAGAGCCUGGAGAAGAUAUCGGAGAUACAGCAGUUAGAGAAGUUUUUGAAGAGACUGGUAUAAAAUCAGAAUUCAGAUCUCUCCUGAGUAUUCGGCAACAGCACACCCAUCCGGGAGCUUUUGGGAAGUCAGAUAUGUAUAUUAUCUGCCGCUUAAAGCCAUAUUCAUUCACCGUAAAUUUUUGCCAGCAUGAAUGCUUAAAGUGUGAGUGGAUGGAUCUCAGUGAUCUAGUCAAGACUAAAAAUACAACUCCCAUCACAAGCAGAGUUGCAAGACUGCUGCUGUAUGGGUACAGAGAAGGGUUUGACAAAAUUGAUCUGACCAUGGAAGAACUGCCAGCAGUUUACACAGGCUUGUUCUAUAAACUCUAUCACAAGAAACUGCCAGACAAUUACAAAACUAUGACAGGAAUGGAUUAA
Molecule: messenger RNA, 951 nt
Organism: Rangifer tarandus platyrhynchus (Svalbard reindeer)
Lineage: Eukaryota; Metazoa; Chordata; Mammalia; Artiodactyla; Cervidae
Source: the annotation of a GenBank genome assembly